AUGACUGAUAUAGUGCAUGCUGUUUUUAUAUUUUCAGGUUUACUAACUGUUGCUAUUUAUCCAGCUAAUGCUGAUGUCCUGCAGGGACAAUCUCAAUUAAUCACAUGUUUUGUAACUGGAGAACCACCGGCCCUAGCCAUUAAAUGGUAUUUUACACCAAAUGGUUCUGAACGACAACAAAUAUUAACAGGCAAUGCUGUCAAAUAUUCUGGUGGAAACACUCAGAAUCCUUCAUUAACAGUACAGAACUUCCAAUCAUCUGAUAGUGGAAGCUAUGUAUGUUAUGCUUUAAAUGCUGUUGGAACAAGUACCAGUACAUAUUGUGCUCUAAGAUUCAUUAGUAACCUUAAUAUAACUGUGUCAUUGACAACACAUUCAGCUAUAGUAGGCGAUUCUAAAGUCACCAUACCAUGUACAAUAAAUGGUUCACCACCAGCUAUUGGAUGGGACUGGACAAAAACGCCAGUGGAUGGUGGCAAUGCCGAGAUAAUAGCUCAGGGGACAAAUAAUGCAAAGAGACAAAUUAUGACUUCUGAAACAAAUCCUAAUUUGAAUAUAUUUAACAUUACAAAAAACGAUGAAGGUAUUUAUAAAUGCCGAGCAAACAAUGAGAAGCGGCAAUUUAUGAGUGAACCUGUCAUCCUUGAAGUUCUAGAAGCAUCCGUCAGAAAACCUCCAGGCGAACCUGAAAUAAGUAUACCGUUAGAUUUUCAGGAAGGAAUAACAUUAAUUCUGUCAUGCAGUUCUGCAGGAGGAAAUCCUCCACCAUCAGUAGUUUGGUUGAGAGAUGAUAUUGUAAUUUCAUCUGGUUCUAAUACAUCUACUAGUGGUAAUGUAACGACAACAACAUUGACUCUUACAACAACUGCCGAUGACGAUCUAGAGGUAUAUGAAUGUCAGACAGAUAAUGGAAUCCUCCAGGGACCACUCGUAAAGACAUCUUAUCUUGCGCUGAAUUAUUCCAUUAAGCCUCCAGGUCAACCACAAAUUAUAGGAUCACACCUCUAUGAUUUAGGAGAUACUGUAACAUUAUCAUGCAGUUCUACAGGAGGAAAUCCUUUACCAACAGUUAAUUGGUUGAGAGAUGACAAUGUCAUCACCACUGGUAUAACUUCAUCGUCAGUCAGCGGAAUGGUAACAACAGCUCUUACUUUUACUGCCGGUUUGGAAGACCACCUUGAAGUGUUUGAAUGUCAGGCGGAAAACGGCGUUUUACAAAAACCACUUGCAACAGCAACAUAUAUUGAAUUGUAUUUUUCCCCAAAAGUCCCAAUCCUGACUGGACCUACCAACCUGAUCUCUGGAUCCUCAGGGAAAUGGACUUGUUCUUCAAUGAAUGGAUACCCUGCUCCGACCAUUUCCAUGAGAACUCAAGACCUAUAUUACACCAACGAGCUUAUCGUUGUACAGUAUUAUGAUGUUAUUGAUAGAAGUUAUUCAGUAACUGGUACAUUGAACUUAGUACCAUCGUCUGACAAAAGUAGACAAAAUCUUUGUUGUGAUGUUAGUCAUCUGUUCAAUAACAAAGUACCUCAAUCAGUUUGCUUGCAGCUGACAAUUAAUGAUAAAGAAGAUCAGAACAUUAUUAUAUACGCCGUGAUUGGAUUGGUGGCAGUAUCAUUGUUCUUAAUAUUAAUUAUUGCAGUACUUUGUACAUGUAGUAACAGAAAUGGUAUGGUUUAUUUUAUUCAAGCGUUAAACCUCAAGUUGGCAUGUAAUAGCUGUUCCAUUAUAUUGAUAGUCCUAAAUGAAAGAAAUAUUCUAGAAUAG
Mytilus californianus (California mussel) is the source of this 1770-nucleotide messenger RNA. RefSeq names its product peroxidasin homolog. Gene Ontology annotation, molecular function: cell adhesion molecule binding. The transcript has 6 exons. Gene Ontology annotation, biological process: cell-cell adhesion. Lineage: Eukaryota; Metazoa; Mollusca; Bivalvia; Mytilida; Mytilidae. The record is from RefSeq and is a predicted model, not a curated record. Gene Ontology annotation, cellular component: cell-cell junction. The coding region runs from base 1 to 1770 and encodes 589 amino acids.